This is a messenger RNA of Anopheles marshallii, 438 nucleotides long. It is a transcript of the gene chic, whose product is annotated as profilin. Lineage: Eukaryota; Metazoa; Arthropoda; Insecta; Diptera; Culicidae. The coding region runs from base 4 to 384 and encodes 126 amino acids. The transcript has 3 exons. Gene Ontology annotation, cellular component: cell cortex. The record is from RefSeq and is a predicted model, not a curated record. Gene Ontology annotation, molecular function: actin monomer binding.
AAAAUGAGCUGGCAGGAUUACGUCGACAAUCAGCUUCUUGCUUCGCAGUGCGUGUCGAAGGCAGCCAUCGCCGGUCACGAUGGUGGCGUUUGGGCCAAAUCCGAAGGCUUUGAGGUGUCGAAAGAGGAGGUUGCCAAAAUUGUACAGGGAUUCGACAAAACCGAACUGCUCACAUCCGGCGGUGUGACACUAGCGGGCCAGCGUUACAUAUAUCUUUCCGGCACUGACCGAGUGAUCCGUGCCAAACUGGGCAAAACCGGUGUGCAUUGUAUGAAAACGCAACAGGCUGUAAUAGUAUCAAUCUAUGAGGAACCCGUGCAGCCCCAGCAGGCGGCAUCCAUAGUAGAAAAGCUGGGCGAUUAUCUAAUUACCUGUGGUUAUUAGAAGGAAAAAUCAACCGUGGGGGUGUGAAACGGUCGAGGAAAUUGGCAGAAGUGU